This is a messenger RNA of Onychostoma macrolepis, 2298 nucleotides long. It is a transcript of the gene chrna10a, whose product is annotated as cholinergic receptor, nicotinic, alpha 10a. The transcript has 5 exons. Gene Ontology annotation, biological process: regulation of membrane potential; nervous system process; chemical synaptic transmission. Gene Ontology annotation, cellular component: postsynaptic membrane; synapse; neuron projection. The record is from RefSeq and is a predicted model, not a curated record. Gene Ontology annotation, molecular function: acetylcholine-gated monoatomic cation-selective channel activity; transmembrane signaling receptor activity. NCBI's taxonomy places the organism in Eukaryota, Metazoa, Chordata, Actinopteri, Cypriniformes, Cyprinidae. The coding region runs from base 172 to 1770 and encodes 532 amino acids.
AUUACACAUGUGCUCUGUUUGGAGGAUUAAAGGGUUUAGUGUCUGUGUUUUAUUGACUUUCAUACAGCAGCUGUCAUCUGGAGUUGAAAGACUAGACCUUCAAUGAAUCGAAUAUCUAUUCACCUGUCACUUUACGCCCGAUAGCAGAGCUUCAAUGAAGUGAACUGCGAGAUGUCUGCCAAGAAUGUGCAAUAUUUUGCCUUUUUUGCCAUCUGCUUGAUGUUUGUACCAGUUUGCUGGGGGGCCAACGGGAUCUACGCCCAGAAACUGCUCAAUGAUUUAUUUAGAAACUACACAAGUGCGCUGAGGCCAGUGGAGGACACAGAAGACAUCCUGAACGUCACACUACAGAUCACCCUCUCCCAAAUCAUUGGCAUGGAUGAGCGUAACCAGAUUCUGACGUCGUAUCUGUGGAUACGGCAGGUGUGGAUUGACAAGUAUCUCACCUGGAAUAAGGAUAACUAUGACGGGCUUGAUACCAUCCGUGUACCUGGUAGUUAUGUAUGGAGGCCCGAUAUAGUCCUAUAUAACAGCGCUGAUGAUCACUUCACCAGCACUAUGGACACCAACGUCGUGAUCCGUCAUGAUGGUCAGAUCAUGUGGGAUGCUCCAGCCAUCACCAAAAGCUCCUGUAAAGUUGACGUCUCGUUCUUCCCCUUUGACGCCCAGCAGUGCCGUCUGACAUACGGGUCAUGGACCUACAACGGCAACCAGCUUGACAUAUUGAACGCCAUGGAGAGUGCAGAUCUCGCAGACUUGGUGGACAACGUGGAAUGGGAGGUGCUGGGAAUGCCAGCCAAGAAAAACAUCAUUCUGUACGGCUGCUGUGCAGACCCUUAUCCGGAUGUGACGUAUACUCUGAAACUGAAGAGAAGGGCCUCGUUUUAUGUGUUCAACUUGCUCAUUCCGUGUGUGAUGAUCUCUUUCUUGGCUCCGCUGGGUUUCUAUCUACCUGCAGACUCUGGGGAGAAGGUGUCACUGGGAGUCACCGUGAUGCUGGCGCUCACCGUGUUUCAGCUGCUGGUGGCUGAGAUCAUGCCUCCUUCAGAGAAUGUACCUCUUAUAGGAAAGUAUUACAUAGCCACGAUGACCAUGAUCACUGCAUCCACUGCCCUCACCAUCUUUAUUAUGAACAUACAUCACUGUGGCCCCGAGGCCAAACCUGUCCCAAACUGGGCCAAGAAAUUCAUCCUGCAGUAUCUGGCCAGGAUUUGCUUUGUCUACGAAGUUGGAGAGAACUGCAUGACCGCACAGCCAGAGAGACCAGACCCUCAACCACCCAAACCACCUGACUCCAACUGCAACAUGAACGGCCAAGCUGGGAAAGAUGAUUUUGUGUUCAAAUUUGAGAGAGGUCAGGAUGCCAUGUCUUCAAAGCUUCCAGAAGACACAGAAGACAUGUCUCAGAUCAUGAGCCCGGCGUGCUCACUGGGAAAACACCCCACCUGUCGCUAUGGCAUGUGGAAGGAGGGAGCGUUCAUGAGCAUGGAUUGUGGCGAUGGGGCGGAAGAGGCAGGAAAAGCCACAGGAAGAGGAGAAGAUGGAUGCAGAGAUCAUGAUGGCGGGCUCAAAGUGCAGUGCAAGUGUGAGCAGCAGCAUCUCAUGAGGAAUAUCGAGUAUGUUGCAAACUGUUACCGAGAUCAGAGAGCGACUGCAAGAAGAACGGGAGAAUGGAAAAAGGUCGCCAAGGUUCUGGACCGAUUCUUCAUGUGGCUGUUUUUUAUUAUGGUUUUCUUCAUGAGCCUGCUCAUAAUGGGGAAAGCCAUAUGACAUUAAAUAAAGAUAUAACCGAAAGGACAUAACUGAUUAAAGGACGGCAACCAGUUGGUCAUUAUGGCAAACAAACCCAGACAGAGUGAUCAGGAGAGGUUUAUUUUGCAAUAACAAUCAGUUAAAUAUACAUUAUCCCACUUACUGUAAAAUAAAUGGACAAAAUAUAUGUAUCAUUUUAUUAUGUGAGAAAAGAAGAGACUAUGAAGUGACACGAGACAUUAGAGGCCAAUAUGCAAAAUACUUGAGCACAUAAAACAGUGAUUGACCAAUUAGAAUCAAGUAUUCCAAAGAGCUGUUUAAUAUACAUAACUUCUGAUAUAGCUAUUUAGCCUGCAUGCUUAGUGAUUGAACAAUUGGAAUCUUUUUUUUUCUGUGUUUACAGACAUAAAUAAUUGUGAGUAAAUGUAUAUUAUAGACUAAGCAAACACUGUCUUCUGCUCUGGACAACAUGCCUGAAACAGAAGCAUUAAAAGACUGAUGACAGAUGUUGUGGUGCUUUGUUGUUUUUUUUUUUGUUUUUUUUCU